Messenger RNA from Anneissia japonica, 4911 nucleotides. Its product is annotated as vegetative incompatibility protein HET-E-1-like. Gene Ontology annotation, molecular function: protein binding. Lineage: Eukaryota; Metazoa; Echinodermata; Crinoidea; Comatulida; Comatulidae. The record is from RefSeq and is a predicted model, not a curated record. The transcript is spliced from 9 exons. Bases 96 to 1139 code for a protein of 347 amino acids.
AAAGCAAAAUUUGACAUUCGUACAUGACAACAUAAAACAUCGGGCACUAUUCAUAAGUUCCAUUGAAUGUAAUUGAACCCUUCAUUACAUUGAAAAUGGCACGAAGACGACUGGAAGCUGCUAUCCAAGCAGGAAGAGCCAUUGAAAAGAGUGAAGAAGGAUUGUUCAGUGACUUGAAGAAUAGCAUGGAGAUUAAAAUCAACGAGUAUUAUAUGGGCGUGUACAGUCUUCAGUUCUCAUUGGACGGUUCCGCUCUUGCUGUCGGCUGUGGCAAUGGUGCCAUCAAUUUAUACAAUAGCUCUACUGGAGAAAUGACUAGGAACUUAAACAAGGGUACCAAGUCAGGACUUCCAAUUAUGAGUUUGAAUUUCCACCCAUUCAAACACGACUUAAUGGUGUCCGCUGAUUGCGAUGGUAACAUAAAGUUGUGGAACAUAGACACCUGUAAAAGUAUGGCAGUCAUAAAUGAGAGAAAAAAUGAAAUCAAUGCCUUAGACUUUAGUUCAAGUGGGGAAGCAUUUGCUACCGGAGGAAAAGACUUAUCACUUAGAAUCUAUGACACAGAAAGAAAUGAGUUAUCAAGGAUCUAUGAGGGUUUAAAUUCUAUAAAUAAUAUUGUUGAGAGCCAGGGAGACUGUGGCCAUGGCAAAAGAAUCUUUGCUCUAAAAUUUCACCCUGAUGCUGACCGCAUAUUUUUCAGUGGAGGCUGGGAUGAUUGUAUCAAGAUUUGGGAUAGCAGGACAUCCAAUGGUGUACAAGGUACUAUUCCAGGACCUCACAUUUGUGGCAGUGGCUUAGAUGUAAAGGAUGGUAAAUUACUGACAGCAUCGUGGGUCAACAGAGAUGCGCUGCAGAUUUUUGAUUGGUCAUCUCGUAAAUUAGAGUCCACAAUUCCGGUGGAAACUGAUGAAUCGUCCGGCGAAUACCUUUACUCUGCUCAGUUCUGCGAUAACAACGUUGUCAUUGCUGGUGGAAGCGGUACAAACAACGCACAGGCAAUCAGCAAAAUAUCUGGCAAGGUUUUAGGGAAAGUUGAUUUGGGUGGUAAGCCUGUACAGGCAUUGGAUAGCACACAUGGAGGCCGGUUGAUUGCAGUUGGUGGAGGAGGCACCUCUUUGAAGUUAGCCCAGCUUGUGUAGGCCUAAAGAAAUGGUCAGUACAGAAUGGAAAAACUAGAGCUAAAUCCAAAAUAUGUUUACGAUCAACAUGUUUCUGCAGUCUUCAGAGUUCUAAAGCCCUGUCCAAACUAUCACAUAGUAUUUUGACAAAAACAUGUGACAUGCCUAAAAUAUGUUCAUGAUGACAUCAUAUCAUGAUCAUAUAGGCACAUCAUGACAAUUAUAUUGGCAUACAACAGUUUUUUUGGUUUUUUUUCAGAGAAAAUUUGAUAGGGUGUACAGGCCUUUAUGCAGCUACUGUCUUCUUGGAAAUAAUUUCAAACAUUUCUUUGCUUUACUAGAUACUAUGCAUUGCUAUCUUGCCAAUUGUAGAGAAGUUUUCAUUAAUAUUGUUGUUGUUGAAGCUCAUAAAAAUUAAUUUCGUCAACCUUCUGUUGAAAAAUAUUUGGAUAUUUUUAUCAUUUUUGUGAACAGAGUCUUUCAUACAAAUGAGUUGAUACACUACAGUAUCAUUUUGUUUUAAUGUAUUUGAGCAAUAUCAGUAGAAUGUGUUGGUGAAUCAUCAUAUGUAUGAUGUUGUGGAACAAUCGGAAAAACAUUCUAAGUUAACCAUCUGUUGUGUAUAUUUCAUCAAUCAAUUUAAAAAAAAUACUCUUGCUGGACAUACUGCAAGUUCCCAUUAUUGGAGAAACCAUAUUGAUGAAAUAAUUAUGUUUGGUGAACCAACUGUUGUGAUGUUUUUGCGGGAACUUCAUUGUUUGAUUAUUAGUGUUGGAUCAUCAUUGGUGGAUCAAUAACUAUAAAACAUUUACAGUGAAUGAAUGUUUUGUCAAACUUUAUUGAUGAAACAAUAUAUUUCGGACAUUAUUGAUGAACCAACAUUGGUGGAAUUUAAAAUGUUGAUGCAGCGAAAGAGUGUAGUUUCAACCCCUUGCUGUGCAUUAUACUUGUGGCUGUGAGUGAGACACUAUCUGAAUUGUGUCUAUUCACCCAGAGGUUUAAAUGGGUAUCUGGUGGGUAUUAGCAGCAACCAUGUUGACCAAAUGACUUGAAAACAAAAAAGCGCUUUGCAUCUGAAAAGGCAGUCUAUAAAUAGACAUAUAAAAUAAAGUUUUAAAAUAAACAUUGCUAAACCAACGUUGGUGGAAACAUCAUUGCUAUACAACAUUUUGGAAAACAUUGAUUAAACAUUAAUGGAUUCAAAUGCCUUUGAUGAACUAAUCGUGAUGAACUUAUCUUGGUGAAAUAUUGAAGAACAUUGAUGGACAUCACUGUUUGUUGAUAAAUCAUAAAUAUAUCAUCUUUUGACAGUGAAAUAACUUUAAUGGAACACCACUGAUGAGUAAAUAUUGACAUAUACUGUUGAAGAAUUAUUAGGUGAACCAUGGAGGUAUUACCUACAUGGUUGAACCAACAUGAAUGUUGAAACAGAUCAUAGUGAACAGAUAUAGGGUUCACUAAAGAUAAAUUGAACAUUAUUUUGCUAAGAUCAUUAUUGAACCAAAAUUGGUACACAUGCAACCUUAUUUGUGAUUGGACCAUUAGUGGUGAUAGAUUUGAUUUUAGUGCUUUCUUUAUUAAAAUCUGCACAGUUUUCAGAGGAUUUUGAUGUAUUGUAUAAUGUUCUACCAUAGAUUUGUUAUUAGGUCUAUAUGAUUUAACCUAUUUAAAAUAUUAUCUAAUCUUACUUUUCAUUCCGUCCAAAGUAAUCAAGCUGGUUAGCAGCAAUUAUACAAUAUAUAAACACGCCAUAAUCUUGUUUACAUUAGUUUGUACUUUCUCAAGUAACUAUUUGUUGGUAUGGUAACUGAUAUCCAAUAAUGUAUAUAAGAUACAGUAAGAUAUUAAGAUAUGAUCUUAAUAUAAGAUCUUCAGAUAAGAUCCUAUAAUUCGAUACUUAUGCUGCAUUAUACUUCAGUAAUAUCAUAAAUUCAGUAUUGUGCAUAUUAUUCGCCUUCUUUCAUGAUAAGCAAUAUAAAUUCAAAGGAUAAUUUAAAUACUUGAGAUAUUGAAAUGUGGAAAUAAACAAGUUAGGAAAAUGGUGAAAAAAUGUUCUUUGUUUUACAUUCCUCCUUUUAUAAUACUGGUUGUUGUUCUAUGUCUGAACUUAAUGGUUUAAUAUUUUUAUAUUGAAUAUCCCAAUACACGUUCCCCCUUUUAACUGAUAUUACUGUUAAAAAAGUGUAUGGUGUACUACUUUAAAAUACAGCAAUAAGCAAUAUAAAUUAGACAAAUAUACAAUACAUUAAACUGUAGAUUCGUUACAAAGUACUGUAUUUGUAAUUGACCUAACAUAUAAGUGGUUGCCAUAAAGUAUAUUAACAACAAAAUGUUUUUAUGAAAUGUUUAACAGUUUAUAUAUAAUUUUUGUGAUAUAAUAUAAGUGUUUGUCAUAGUUGUAUAAUCUUGUUUUUAUUAGUAAGUUUAACUUGCUCAAGUCGAAUCCAACGAGGCAUUGAAAAAUUAGAUAAAAUUCGACUUACAGAUCGUUAAUUAAUGUAAAAUACAACAAUGUGGUAUGUGAAAUAAGAUCGACUUAGAUAUUAUUCGAGUUAUGCAUUAUACAUGAAAGUGUUUGGUUGUAUAUAUAGUAUACAAUGUGUACAUUGUGGUCUAACAGUUUACAUCGGUGGUUCAUUGUUACAGUAUUUACCAGCAAUUAUAUAAUUGUGCUUGUUAUUAUAAUUAAAAUUAUAUAGCUUUCAAAUAUAUAAUUUAUGUACGUGUAGUUGUCUACAUGUAUUGUUUGCAUGUGGUUAUGAAUAAUUAAAAAAAAAAACACGUUGUGAUUGAUGACCUUUACGGAUUGUCCGAACUUAACAAUUGAAUAAUCAGAGCAGGCCAGAGACACGCACUUUUUCCACAAACGAUAUUAGCUUACGCACGUUUAUGCUGUCGAAGGGCCUAAAAACAACAAUUUUGAAAGGAUGGUGUUUAGUGGAAUGGUUCAUUCUGUGGUAAAGGUAGAUUCGGCCUGGAUAAUGUGAUUAAUGUCGCCAUCACGCACCUGAUUAAGAAAUGUUCAUCUUUGGUUGCGUUUAUUUUGUGUUUGUAUACGAUAAGAGAUUCGUUCUAAUGUAAACACGUUUACAUUCUUGAUGUGAUACAUGAUGUAAACAUAGUGAAAAAAAUUGCAUUUGUGAUAUUUUUUUGCAAACACAGUGGCGGCGCCUGUGGGGAUUCAGUGGUCACCCCUUCCCCUCCCCGAUCGGAGAAUAAGUCGCAUUACGUCGGCGGGGAACAUUGCUUUGUAAUAUUAUUUUUUACAGUCUGACGGUGCCAUUUCGGCGGUCAUCUAGAGGUGCUUAUCACCUGAGCCAAACCAUCGUGGGGUAAGGUGGGUGUGGGACCCCUUCAGGGACAUCCCUCGUCGGGGAAUUUGUGCCGCCGCCACUGUUAAGACGUACUUAAUAUGAUGAUCUUAAGAUGUUCAUAAUAUUGACAUUAUAAGAUGACGGUAUCAGACAGCUUCAUCCUUAACCUUUUGAUGUAGUUCUCUUAUUUACGCCACAUUACGUGAUGAUAAAUAGCUAUCAUAGACAAGUUAUUGUUGCUCUCGAUCGUGUUAGUGUAUUUUUAGAAGUAUGUUAUUCACCAUAGUACGCAUGCAUUAAUCACUGCUAGCCAUUUUUGUAUACUUUGUUUUAUUAAGGUUUUGUCAACGUCAUAUGUAAACUUUCAUAUGAAUUUUUAAAGUUACAAUGUGCAAUAGCAUCAAUUAUUUUACGGUUCCAUCUGAUUACGUGUUCAAAAUUAAAAAUAACUCUUUUAAGUGUUGCCAACAUUUCACUUA